AUGGCCAAUAUUUCGAGCUUGGGUCAGAAGAUAAAGGGUAAGACGGGACUCUACACGAUCACCAAACAGCUUCAAGAUACGGUUUGGCUAGCAACGUUUCAGAACAAUGAUGCGGCUGUCGUCAAAAGUGUCCGACAUUUCCGCCUCCAGAAUGAACGAGACAUUCUUCUUCGAUUCCAAUCCCAAACCUCAUAUGUCCGACCGCUCCUGGAUGAGAUUGAGGACCCUCCGGGUCCACCAGCUCUGAUUCUUAGACACCUGGAUGAUGAUCUUCUACACGCAUCUAACAGUCGACGACUCUCACGUCACGAGGUCAAGUAUGUCGCAAGGAGAGUGUUGAGCGCUUUGGCUGUUUUGCAUCGGGAAGGCUAUGUUCACACCGAUAUCAAACCCAGCAAUGUACUGGUGAAUUAUGGCCAGGGUGAAGUUCGAUUCAGCGAAGUCCAGCUAGCGGAUUUCGGAAGUACCGUUCACAUCGAUUCACCCUACGCCCAGAAUGGAGAUGAAAUGGGGACACCCAUGUUUAGAAGCCCUGAAGCGCAACUACAGAUGCGGUGGGGAACUGCGACCGACAUUUGGUCUUUUGGAGCAACGAUCAUUAGCCUCCUGUAUGGUCAUGGUUUCCAUAUCUUUAAACCCGACGUUCCAAUCGACCACGAUGAGUAUGACAUCAAGAUUCUCAGGAAGCAUCAUGCGUGCUUUGGGCCAUUUCCUAUGUCGUAUCAGGAAAUUGCUGAUGAAACUCGGCUCGCGGCCCUGGCGUGGAUAAUGCACAGUACUCCGGCGGAGGCGCUCAAACCAUUUCAUCUGACGACAUCUCGAGAAAUCUGUGCGGAAGAUAAGGAGUUCGUGCUUAGGAUUAUGAAGCUGGAUCCACGCGACAGGCCUACUGCCGAGGCACUCUUGGAGGAUACCUGGCUGAAUUCAGGGGAGGGCGGUCUUUAGUUGACGGUCUGCUAGUGCCAAGGUUCAGUACUGGCAGAUUAUGUGCCACAUUUACCUGUGGGCGGGUAUUCACCAAGCGCUUGGGCAGACUGGAGCCGGCUGGAUGACAUAUUGGUUUUGUUAAUGGUUC
Molecule: messenger RNA, 1075 nt
Organism: Aspergillus ibericus CBS 121593
Lineage: Eukaryota; Fungi; Ascomycota; Eurotiomycetes; Eurotiales; Aspergillaceae
Product: kinase-like protein
Exons: 4
Coding region: 1-945 (314 amino acids)
Biological process (GO): intracellular signal transduction; protein phosphorylation
Cellular component (GO): nucleus; cytoplasm
Molecular function (GO): MAP kinase activity; ATP binding
Source: RefSeq, a predicted model, not a curated record